This is a messenger RNA of Peronospora matthiolae, 219 nucleotides long. Lineage: Eukaryota; Oomycota; Peronosporomycetes; Peronosporales; Peronosporaceae. The record is from the annotation of a GenBank genome assembly.
AUGCCAAGAUACAAGAGUUGCGUGUACAAGAUUGCACGGAAGAUCGACAAAAAGAGUUUUUCCAAGCCGCAAGUCGCGACGGGAAUCUCGGCCCACGAACGAAUGCUCAACGGCCCCGAUUACUGGUUCCACACGGAGUUGACCAAUCAUGGACCAAUCGCAGGUGCGUGUGGAGGAGACAAUCGUCCAGCUGUAGUGAUAGUGACAUACUCUCGCUAG